AUGUCGGUUGACCAAGGCACGCAUAGCCUCGCCGACGGCAAGCAGCUGUACACCAAGACGUUCAGGACCGAGGGGCCAGCCAAGGCGCGACUCGUCUUCAUCCAUGGCUUUUCUGAUGUAUGCCUGCCUACCCUUGGGAUUAACGCGUCGAGAGAGGUCGUGUUGCACACCUAUGGCGACUUCUUCCCCGCGCUAGCGGCCAGAGGCAUCGAGGUGUAUACUUUUGACCAGAGAGGAUGGGGCCGCUCCGUGUCAAAGCCGUCGGAGCGAGGCGACACGGGGCCGACUGCACAGGUGCUGGAUGACAUGACGUCCUUUCUCCAGGCUGUCAUCGCCAUGGCGAGCCCAGCGCCCCUUUUCCUCAUGGGCCACUCGAUGGGCGGCGGGCAGACGCUGUGCUACGCGGCGCAGGGCCCGGCCGAGGUGCGCAAGCACAUUCGCGGCUAUCUGCUCGAGUCGCCGUUUGUCGACUUUGACCCCAAGUCGAAGCCGUCGGCCGUGACGGUGUUCCUGGGCCGGCUGGCGGGCAAGCUGGCGGGGAAGCGCCAGUUGACCAACAAGCUGAAUGCCGCUCUGCUCUCACGCGACGCCGAGGCAUGCAAGCGCCUCGAGCAAGACCCGCUGUGCCACGACACGGGCACGCUCGAAGGGCUUGCAGGCAUGCUCGACCGCACCAAUGCGCUUGCAAGCGGCAAGAUUGUCAUUCCUGAGGGUGCUGGCGAGGGCGGGGUGACGAGGAUCUGGAUUGCCCACGGCGACAAGGACGGCAUCACCAGCUACGCGGCGUCGAGGCGGCUGUUCGACGCGCUGCCGGUCCAGGACAAGGAGUUCAGGUCGUAUGCCGGCUACUACCACCGCCUCCACGACGAGCCUAGUCCCGAUAAGGAAACGUUCUGCGACGACGUGGUGAAGUGGAUCCUGGCGCGGUGCACGGACCGCGAUGGAGCUGAUGGCGCAAAGCCAAGGCUGUAA
This is a messenger RNA of Exserohilum turcica Et28A, 972 nucleotides long. RefSeq lists its product as uncharacterized. Gene Ontology annotation, molecular function: lipase activity. The record is from RefSeq and is a predicted model, not a curated record. The transcript is spliced from 5 exons. Gene Ontology annotation, cellular component: membrane. NCBI's taxonomy places the organism in Eukaryota, Fungi, Ascomycota, Dothideomycetes, Pleosporales, Pleosporaceae. Bases 1 to 972 code for a protein of 323 amino acids.